Molecule: messenger RNA, 1610 nt
Organism: Momordica charantia (bitter melon)
Lineage: Eukaryota; Viridiplantae; Streptophyta; Magnoliopsida; Cucurbitales; Cucurbitaceae
Product: zeatin O-glucosyltransferase-like
Molecular function (GO): UDP-glycosyltransferase activity
Source: RefSeq, a predicted model, not a curated record
UAAACUAUAGAUUUCCCACGAAAAGUUCCAAAGAAGUCUUUCUCUUCCCCUCAUCUCAUCACCUAUUUACGUAGCAACAUCCCAAACCUUUUACCACUGCGCUAAGAAACGACCAUGACUCACGACGGCCAAGUGGUGGUCGUCAUGGUGCCCUUGGCCGCACAGGGCCAUCUCAACCAGCUCCUCCACCUCUCUCGCCUUGUCUCUGCCCGCCACAUCCCAGUGCACUACAUUGGCACUGCCACCCACAACCGCCAGGCCAAGCUCCGCGUCCACGGUUGGGACCCGAGCGAACUUGCGAACCUCCAUUUCCAUGACUUCACCAUCCCUCCUUUCCCCUCUCCUCCGCCUGACCCCAAGGCGGCCACCAAGUUCCCCGCCCAACUCAUCCCUUCGUUUCGGAUUGCUGUGGUCCACCUCCGCCACCCUCUCACCCGUCUCUUACGCUCGCUCUCUUCCAAUGCAAGAAGAGUGGUCGUCAUUCAUGAUUCUCUAAUGGCAUCGACCGUUGAAGACAUCGACUCCAUACCAAACGCGGAAUCUUACAAUUACAACUGCAUCUCAGUUUUCACCCUGGCCAUUUAUGAACUUGAGCAAACCGAUGGAAGCGACAAAAACUCCAUUAGAGAUCUGAAUAUUCCAUCUCUUGAAGGUUGCUUCACUCCGGAGUUUUGGGAAUUUCUGGAGUCCCAAUUUGGAGUCCCAAAAAAGUUCUCUGGGAAUCUCCACAAUAGUUGUAAAGCCAUUGAAGAACCUUAUUUGGAGAUUCUCAAAAGCAUCAACCAUGAGACUAGGCAUUGGGCCAUAGGCCCAAUCAACCCUGUGGAAUUGGGCUCAAGAGGGCCCACUCACCCCUGCUUGGACUGGUUGGACCAGCAAAAGACUAGUUCAGUGGUCUACGUGUCCUUUGGAUCGACGACCGCCUUGGAAGACGAGCAAGUUGCAGAGAUUGCUGGUGGGUUGGAGAGAAGCGAGCAGAAGUUCAUCUGGGUGUUGAGAGACGCUGAUAAAGGAGAUGUGUUUGAUGGAGACGUUAGAGUAUCGGAGCUACCGGAGGGGUUCGAAAGGAGGGUGGCGGGGAGAGGGUUGGUGGUGAGAGAUUGGGCGCCACAGCUACAGAUUUUGGGGCAUGGGUCGACAGGAGGGUUUGUGAGUCACUGCGGGUGGAACUCGUGCAUGGAGAGUUUAACAAUGGGGGUUCCGGUGGCAGCAUGGCCGAUGCAUUCCGACCAACCGAGGAACGCUGUACUAAUGACGGAGGUGCUCCGGGUGGGUUUGCUCGUUAGGGACUGGGCUCGCCAGGAUGAACUGGUCAUGGCGACGACAGUAGAAAGUGUAGUGAGGAAAUUGAUUGCAUCAGAGGAAGGACGGGAGAUGAGAAAAAGAGCAAAGGAGCUCGGAGCCGUCGUGCGGCGAUCAGUUGAAGACGGCGGAGUUUCUCGCAUGGAGUUUGAUUCUUUCAUAGCCCAUAUUACACGAUAGAUUUUUUUUUGGACAACAAAUUAGAGAUAUGGGCUUUUGAACCUCCGACCUUGAGAGAAAAGAAGUAGCUACCAAUUAGUGUUGAACUAUGCUUCAACAUAUUAUAAGAGAUAUUAAUUAAUGUUAAA